Molecule: messenger RNA, 1650 nt
Organism: Gasterosteus aculeatus aculeatus (three-spined stickleback)
Lineage: Eukaryota; Metazoa; Chordata; Actinopteri; Perciformes; Gasterosteidae
Gene: rad1
Product: RAD1 homolog (S. pombe)
Biological process (GO): DNA damage checkpoint signaling; DNA repair
Cellular component (GO): nucleus; checkpoint clamp complex
Source: RefSeq, a predicted model, not a curated record
UUCUGCACAUGCGCAAAGCUGACUUCCGUAGUGAAAGGCGGAAGCGGAAGUUGUCGGCGGCGCACUUCUUCAAAACACCUGAAUGUAGAUAAGAUUCUACCGUCAAUAUAAAACUUUUGCCGCCAUGCCUCUGUCAACGCAGUCGCAGGCCGAUGACGAGCAAUACGUUUUAGUGGCCAGUUUGGACAACGCGCGCAAUCUGUCCAACCUUCUGAAAGCCAUCACGUUCAAAGACCACGCCAUCUUCAGCGCCACGCCCAACGGCCUGAAGGUCACCGUGGAGGAGUCCAAAUGUCUGCAGGCCAAUGCCUUCAUCCAGGCGGAGAUCUUCCAAGAGUUCACCAUACGCGAAGAUUCGGUGGGUUUCCAGGUCAACCUCACAGUUCUGCUGGACUGCCUUAGUAUCUUUGGCGGAAGCACAGUCCCUGGAGUAUCAACAGCCUUGCGGAUGUGCUACCGGGGGUACGGUUACCCCCUCACCCUGUUCCUGGAGGAGGGCGGGGUAGUGACAGUGUGCAAGAUCAACACACAAGAACCGGAGGAGCCAGUAGACUUUGAGUUCUGCAGCACCAACGUCACAAACAAGGUGAUCCUGCAGUCAGAGAGUCUGAAGGAAGCCUUCUCUGAGCUGGACAUGACCAGCGAGGUGCUGCAGAUCACCAUGUCCCCCAGCCAGCCAUACUUCAGAUUGUCUACAUUUGGGAACUCUGGAAAUGCCCAUUAUGAUUAUCCCAAAGACUCAGACAUGAUGGAGCUGUUUCGAUGUGACAAGACACAAACCAACAGGUACAAGAUGUCCCUUCUCAAGCCGUCUACCAAAGCCCUGGCUUUGUCCUGUAAAGUCUCCGUGAGGACAGACAGCAGAGGCUUCCUGUCUCUGCAGUACCUGGUCAGAAACGACGACGGACAGAUCUGCUUUGUGGAAUACUUUUGUUGUCCUGAUGAAGAGGUGGAGGAGGAGUGAUCUGUCUGUUGAAUGAAUUCAGGGGGAGGCACAGUCGCUUUGAAAGGGUGUAAAGUCUGCAGAAAGGUAGCAGAGCUGCUGCUCAGGACUGAAACAUACUGGACUUUACGGGUAUAAUGGACAAUGGGAACAGUGGUGUUGUCUCUACAUGAGCCGGCCCAUCAUUUGCGUGGAGCUUUGCCACUGGAUUUGUAGAAAGGAAAUGUAACAUACCUGGUCCUGUCCAGUAAUUCUUUGCCAUAAGUACAUGGAAAGAUUAACGCUACUGUAAAUGCAUUAGAUUCUUUUGUGAAGACAUUACCUGUAACGUUUUGAGCGGGACACGUUUGUAGACCAGUCAGUCCUCAACAGGCAGUCAGCUGGUUGACGCCCAUUUAGGGGAGUUUUGCUCACGUCUAGUUUGUGUAUACUAGGUUAGAACGCCACAGGCCUUUGACUUUCAUGCACUUCAAAUGUCCUCCAUGUUUAAAAAACAUCAGAUAACACAGGAAGAGUUUAAAAUGGUUUUAUUUUCAGGACAUUGAAAAGAAAUGGUCACUCAAAAUGUUUUUUUUUUACAUUGGAAUACGUUUAUCAAAAAAGGAUGAGUAAAUAUUGUUUGCGAAUAAAGCUGGCCCAGCUACAAACAGUAUGGUCCUCCGGAAGGAGGGAGCAAAUAAAUGUGUUGUGUGAACACACAAACUAUG